Epinephelus fuscoguttatus (brown-marbled grouper) is the source of this 2120-nucleotide messenger RNA. RefSeq names its product pyrroline-5-carboxylate reductase 1a (gene pycr1a). The record is from RefSeq and is a predicted model, not a curated record. NCBI's taxonomy places the organism in Eukaryota, Metazoa, Chordata, Actinopteri, Perciformes, Serranidae. Gene Ontology annotation, molecular function: pyrroline-5-carboxylate reductase activity. The transcript is spliced from 8 exons. Gene Ontology annotation, biological process: L-proline biosynthetic process. Bases 143 to 1108 code for a protein of 321 amino acids.
GUGAAUCUCCGCAGGUACAGUAGAGCGCUAGACAACCGCUCUGGCCACGUUGACAUGUCGUAAUUUCAGGUGUUUCGGUUAGGCGGUUGCUGUUUCGGUCGGUCAGUCGGUCAACUUAGGAGCUCUUCAGUUUAUCCGUAGGAUGAGUGUGGGUUUCAUAGGAGCAGGCCAGCUGGCCCACGCUCUGGUGAGAGGCUUCACAGCUGCAGGCGUGAUUGCCACCCACAGAAUCACAGCCAGUUCCCCAGACACAGAUCUCCCCACAGUGCAGGGACUGCGGAAACUGGGUGUCAAUUUCACCACCAGCAACAAAGAGACAGUGAGCAAAAGUGAUGUUCUCUUUUUGGCUGUGAAGCCCCACAUCAUCCCUUUUGUACUGGAUGAGAUUGGACCAGACAUUGAAGAUCGUCACCUUAUUGUGUCCUGUGCUGCGGGUGUCACCAUCAGCUCUAUAGAGAAGAAGCUGCAGCAGUAUCGUCCUGAUCCAAAGGUAAUGCGUGCAAUGACAAAUACUCCAGUGGUGGUGCGGGAGGGGGCAACUGUGUACGCCACGGGCACCCAUGCACAAGUGGAGGAUGGAAAGCUUCUGGAGCAGCUGAUGGCCAGUGUGGGAUACUGCACUGAGGUGGAAGAGGACCUGAUUGACGCUGUCACAGGCCUCAGCGGCAGUGGUCCUGCUUACGCGUUCACAGCUGUAGAUGCUCUUGCUGACGGUGGAGUUAAAAUGGGCCUGCCUAGGAGAUUGGCUGUACGCCUUGGAGCCCAAGCUCUGCUGGGGGCUGCUCGAAUGCUGCUAGAUUCAGAGCAGCACCCUGGCCAGCUCAAGGACAAUGUGUGUUCACCAGGGGGCGCCACUAUCCACGCCCUGCACGUCAUGGAGAGCGGUGGCUUCCGCAGCCUCCUCAUCAAUGCUGUAGAGGCCUCUUGCGUUAGGACCAGGGAGCUUCAGUUUUUGGCCGACCAAGAGAAAAUCUCCCCAGCUGCCAUAAAGAAGACAACUCUGGAUAAAGUGCUGCAGCAGCCAGGAGUGACUCCAGAGGCAGUCGGAGUCAGAUCUCAUGGGAUCAGUUUGUUCAGUAAAAGUAACCAGAGGACCAAGAAGAAGUGAUCUUGUUUUUUUGGUCAGGCUUUGAAACAGCACAUUUUAAUAUACCGUGAAACUUCAAUUAAUAGCCUGCUUAUUUAUUAUUGGCUUAAAUCACUGAAAUCAACAGGCCUAUAUAUGGGACAGGCGUUAAUUCCUUUCAGACAAAAUGGUUGAUCUGCAAAAAUUGGGAAAUACAAUAAAAUUGUUUAUAUAAACCAGUAUGAAUAUUACUUGUUUAAAAAUUAGGCUUCAGACAAUAUAUCAAUUAUGAAUCAUUUUUUUGAUCCAGCUCUGAUAGACAGCACAUCAGACAGAGAGAGUGACAGCACUCGAGGAUUAUGGCAACUGACACAACACCACUUUAUCCUGUUAAAACAAUACUCGUAACUUGGCUUAAUUUUUUAAGAAAAACCCUUCAGAUUCUUAUGAUCUGAGGACCCUUAUGGACUUGAGGAAUAUGAAUAACUUGCAGGGUAAUCGAGGAAUGGACACAUAAUUUGAGGUGGCCUUUAUUUGUCCAGGCCAGUAAAAGGGACUGGGCAUUUAAUUGAAGUUUUAUGGUAUGUCACAUCAGUGAGGAGGCAGGAUAUGCUGUGAAUAAACCACUACUGGCAGGUGAUUUUUGGAACAUAAGAUAACAAAGUGGAUUUAUUCCUAGAUUUUAAAAUAAGCUAAAUGUUGGAUGAUGCUGUAAAAAUGGCACGAGCCAUAUUUCUUCUUGUAAUGAAAUGCCUUUACUUUCUCAGGCUAGAUAAGACUAGAGUAAUAAUGCCAAUACCUGUGUUUGAUACAGAGUUAUAAAUCUUAUUGCAGUCAGUCUUUCUGAUUGGGGAAGUUAGGUUGACUAAAUAACAAUGCAAUUCAGUGGUAUGCAGUGAGCUCUGUGGUACGUUUUUAAAUGGUGUUACAGUUAUGUUUGUAGUUGUAUUUGUGUAAUCUCAACAUCAUGUUAAAAAUUGUACUUUAAAGUGUUCUCAAACAAAAUGAGCUGAAUGCAAUAUUUUCUGAUGCAAGGAAACUGUGAGGAUGUUAU